Messenger RNA from Drosophila bipectinata, 735 nucleotides. RefSeq lists its product as uncharacterized. The record is from RefSeq and is a predicted model, not a curated record. NCBI's taxonomy places the organism in Eukaryota, Metazoa, Arthropoda, Insecta, Diptera, Drosophilidae.
GAACAAUCAGUUAGAAAUUCGAAGAUGCAGCUUUUUACACAAGCCCUCAUUCUGGCCGUGGCUCUUGUCAGCGUCAGUGCUGUUCCCAACUUUGGUGGUGAUUUGAGCCUUUUCCGUAUGGUUAUGGGAGAGGCUGAGUCCCGGGUCCUGACUCCCGCUGCCCAGACCUGUGCCAACAACUACCUGAACGCCACCCAGAAGAACGGAGACAAGCUGGCCAAUGCCACCAACCUCUGUGAGGAGGCCGCCAAUCGCACCACCGUGGCCAACAGGCAGCAAAGCAAUGCCACAGUAACCCUGAUCCGCACCCAGCUUCUUAAUCUGGAGAAGAACCUGGAGCUGUGCCGCAACGAGACCGAUUCUGCAAGGUUCCUCAACUGCACCACUGCCACUUUCGAUAAGAACCUUCAGCUCUUGGACACCUCCAACUCCCAGGCUUACCAAACUCAGACCCUGUUUGUGGCCAACACCACCCAGGUGGCUGCUGCCAGGACCAACUGCAUCAGUGCUGCCGUUAGCGAGGCCAAGGUGGCUGCCAUUCAAUCUGCCAAUGAUUAUGACAGCUGUGUGGCUAAAACCCAGGCCCAGCGAGACAUUCCUCAUGAAGAAAUUAGGCCUGUUCAGGAGGAGGUUUUCCAGCAGCCCAUCCAGCAUAUCCAGGAGGAGCCUAUCCAGGAAGAGCCGAUUCCCCAGCAGCAGACCGUUUUCUAGAAAGAAAAUUAUAAUGAAAUAAAA